AAAUAGCAAAGAGUGCAUAAUAAUUUCGCAUAAAUCAUUUUAAUCAAAUAAAUCUUUAGCUAUUCUAAGUUUAUUUGCAUUUUUGUUGCCUGGCAAAUAUUAUCGCUAAAUUAUUACACAUACACACAAACAACAGUAAAUAAUCAAUUUAAUGUGCUUGGCAGACUGGCAAUAAAUCGCUACAACUACCAACAAAACCAACAACAAUGAGCUAUGCAAAAUGCUAAAACUUAUAGGCUCUUUGCGAGUUGAUUUGACUUGCUCACGAAUAGCAUUAAUAAUGUCUAAUUGCUGCAACAAUCCACAAAAUGACUCAGAUCCAUUUAUAAAACCGCAACUUUGUACUACAAAUAUAUGCACAUACAAAAGUAAAUAGCGUGUGAUCAAAUUAGUAAAUGACUUUUGCACUUCAACGUUGAUUUAAUGAGUACAAAGAAAAAAUAAACAAAUGAUUAGAAAGGAAAGGAAAGCGCAUUAAUGCUACACAAAGGCAAUCACUCGUUGUGUUAAUUUGUUUAAAAUAAACAAGCGUUAAGCCAAUUCAGUAACGAUAGGCACUAAGCUGCUAUUCGCAUUGGCAUCAAAACAAAAAUCAGCUGUUUAUCAACAUAUGUGUAUAUGUCUGUAUGUAUAUGUGUGGCUAUGACGCUCUUUUGGCGGAAAGUUUGUUAUUAGCGUGCAAAUGAGCAAAGCAGCAACCCUCAGUUUUAACUACUCUCUAAUUCACAUGUUCUCUCUGAGAUUUUUAGCGCAUUGUCUAUUAUAUGAAUAUAUAUUAAUAAAUGUACAUAUAUGUAUUUGGUUUUGAGCAUUUUCUUGUCAAAAUUAUGCAGUUUGGUAUUUUUGCGCUUUUAUUUCUUUUUGUGUAACGUUAAUUCGGCAAUCGGGAGAGAAAGAGAGAGAGGAAGCGAAGGUUUUUAGCGAAAAACCAAAAAAACUUAACGCAGCAGUAUAGUUGAGGGGAUCCUGUUGUAAAUAAAAACAUUUAACAGUAUGUUUAAUAAUAAAAAAAAAUUUAUUUUAAUUUUGUUGUUAAAUAUUUCUUCCAUUUUUACUUAAUUAAAGUUAAGUUAUUUAGUUAAGUUAUUUUAGAAUUUAGUAAAUAUUUACGCAUUUUCUAUGUUUGACUAGCAAUUCCUUUGAAUUAUUGUAUUACUACUAUAAGUAUAUGUAUAGUAUUACAUAUAUAUAUAAGUAUACAUAACCCAUAGGUGACAGAUACUUAUACGCCCUGUGGGCUCAAACACGUAUUUUUGACGGUCGUUUUUUAUUAAUCAUACGCCCUGGCGACAUUCCUGAAUCCUUGCUCAAAACAAGUUAAAAAGAUUUUGCGUUUGAAGUGGAAACUUAGAAUUUAUUUUCUUUUAUUUUAUUAAAAUAAAUAAAUUUAAAGGAAGCGAUACGAAAAAUAUUUACAAAAUAAUAAAAUAAUUACUAGUAAAACCAAAUGUAAGCAAAGACAAAAUUAAAAUUUGUAUAGCUAAAAAAUUCUUAUUCAGAACAAGAGGAAAUAUUAACUUCAUUAAAUAAGUAAGUUUUCAUACAAGCAGUGCAUUUUGCUUGGUCAGUUUGUAUGGCAGCUAUAUGCUAUAGUGGUCCGAUCUAAGCAAUUUGUUCAGAGAUUAUUAUUCCUUACUUCUGAUAAUAAUACAUGCCAAAUUUCGUGUAGAUAUUUAUAUAUAUAUUUGAAUUGUGUACUAAUGUAUUUUUAUUUAUGCAAAUUCACAAAAGUAGCUUAUAAUUAGCAAAGUGGUGAUAAUUUUUAUUUCUUCGGAAGUACUUAGUGCUAUAAACACAUAUAUUUUUUAAGAAGAUAAACAAUCUCGGUGCUUUGAUAUGCAUUUGUUAAGUAUGCAAUAAGAAAAAUAGCACUUGUUAGACCUUCUCUUCCUAUUAAUGGGUGCACUUUGAUGCUGUCCGACAAAUCGAUGUUUAACGCCAAUUCUGAAAAAAUGAGUUUUUUUCAAGGAAGAGUACUUUUCGAGUGAAUAAAAUGUUCUAUGAUCUUAGUCUGUGUUAUGACUGAACACAGGUUCUGCAUAUGCCAAAUUAAUUCGGCCUUUCGUCAGGAAGAUCAAAAAAAAAGUUCUGAAACGGAAACAAACAAUUUCAAGUUGGAUUUUUGGCAUUCAAAAUGCUUCAUACAACAAACCAAUAGAUAUUCAAUGACUGCGCAACGCUAGGCUUCUUAGAAUAAUACAAAAAAUACAAAAAAAAAAACAAAUUCACAAACAAAAAAUUCUUGAUAAUUACUUUCCUUCAUAGCUUAUUAUUAAAUGUUUUCUAAAAAAAAAAUAAACUUAUAUACUAACUAUAAAUAUAAUAUCAUUAUAUAUAUAUAUAUAUAUAUAUAUAUACAGAUAAGUCGACAUGCACUAAAUUAUUGCAAAACCACACUAGCGCAAAUAAAAAAUCAUUCAAGAUGGAACGAUGGAAGCGUGCGGUCAGCGAACAAAGAUAAUACAUAUGGAACAAUGACGACAGCAGCAGCACUGACCAGCCAUACACACCCAACUAAACAAGUAUACUAUAUAUAUUUAAGUGUUGUAUAUGUAGUUGUUGGUGUGUGUGUCGCUAAUCACAAGCAGACGCUGCCAAACAGUCAGUUCGAGCGGACAGCUGUUGCUGCUUUCUCACUUCCAUUAAUUCCCGCCACCAUACGUCGGCUAUUGGAAUUUUUAACAAUGGCCAUCUAACAACACAAUGCUUAGAAUACUAUACAAAUUAUUUGCUUAUUUUGCUGAAAAACGAAACUUCGAUGUUUCAAUAUAUUUCAGUUCGUUCGGGAGCCCGGUCCAGUGCACAAAAGUGCAAAGUGGCAAAAAGGCGAAGAGACACUAGACGGGAAUAGCUGCUAAAUAUACGAUCGCGCGAAAUUUGUACGUGAUUAUGUGAUUUCAAUUAAAAUUUCACGCGAUUUCAGUAAAAAUAAAUAUCCGCAAAUUUGGCACUUUAUGUUGAAGGCAUUACUAAAUUUUUUAACUCCAGCGUACCUACGUGAUAGUUGAGAAAUGUGGUAAAUCAAUAAUAAAAUAAAAUAAAUCGAGUGGAGAUUACUGAAAGUGCAAUAAAUAUUUAAUUUAAAACACAAUUCCUGCGCGCCGCGCACCAUUCACAUUAAAACCACUGCGCAAAUACAACAACGUUUACUUACAACACACCAAAUGCGUGCAACACAAAACGCUCCCACCCAAAUGUAUGACAAUGGUGAAAUAAUUACAAAAUCACUUAAAAACAAAACAUAUUAAACACGAACAACAAAGUGUUGCAAAUUGCUUCCUCUUCCCCAUAUUGGCAACAACAAUAAACCCAAACAACCACAAUGAAAUCGAUCUUUGGCGGCGCCAAACAACAACUCAGCAGCUGCAUGCAGCACGACAGUGAUGAUACACCGCCCGUUAUAUUGGUAGCAAACAACGACUAUAACCACCACCAUCAUGAAAACCACUACCAGCAGCAUAAUGGCAGUUAUCAAGUACCCGUAACCCGAAAUCAUUCGCCGCGCCACUACAGCCAGCCCCAUACGGAGCUAACAGAUCACAACAAUAGUCAGCACAACAAUAAUAACAAUGUCAAUAACAACUUUAUCACAGCCGUUACAACGCCCAUCACGGGCACGAGCACUUAUGAGACCUUACAGCGUCCCUUCAAGCACGAUCGUCGUCGCGGUCAAUGGUCAGCGACGGCAGAUUUCUAUUUUGCCUGCACAAGUCAUGCUUUCGGUUCGAUUAUCUUCUCGGAGGUGCCAGUUUAUGCGAUGAUUUUUGGUGGCGUUUUCUUUUUGCCGAUGUACUUGAUAGCGAUAUUUUUAUAUGCCAUUCCAAUUUUUAUAAUACAAACUUUCUUGGGUCAAUUCUCAACUUCGGGACUAAUUUCCGCCUUUCGUGUGGCGCCGCUUUUCAAAGGCAUCGGCUAUUCCAUACUGCUGCUAAAUCUCAUUUCGCUUGCCUACUAUGGCAUUGUGGCAGCUGUACCGCUUAUCUAUGCUGCCAAUUCCGUGCACACUGUGAUACCGUGGAUGAGUUGUGAUAACGCGUGGAAUACGCCCAAUUGUUCAACACAUUCUACAUAUGACGCGGAUGAGAUCUCGCUGGAUCCGCAUGCGACUGUCGAGUUUUUUCGAUACAUCAUUCUCACCGAUGAUAACACGCCGCACGAGUAUGUGAUAUCCUGGCCUGUGCUAUGUGGUGUUGUGGGUGUGUGGCUGCUCACACUCGGCAUAUUGCUGAAGCGCAUCUCAUUUAUUGGUAAAUUUUUUCGUUGUAUAUGCGUCAUUAUGUUUGCCAUUUUUUUGGCGAUAUUUCUGCACCUUAUCUGCUACAUAAGACUUGACUGGGACACCUUCGUGGACUACUUUAAACCAACGUUGCAGAGCAGCUUUAGCGGAGUUUUGGGUGGUUUACGCACAGCGAUUUUCAUGUCCACCUGGCUAUUGGGUCCCGGUUGGGGCAACGUACUCACACUAGCCAGCCACAAUCGCUUUCACCGCGACAGCGAGAAGCUGACCUACUGGGUGAGCGGCACACAUGUGCUGCUCGCUUUCAUGGCGAUGAUUUGUGGGCGUAUCGCUUUCGAUCACUUCGAAGAUCACGUGGGCUUCCUGCAUUUUCAUUUCGAUGAGGAACAUUAUAUGCAAUUUCUUUACCUCUGUUUUGCAUAUCUAUUCGGCAGUUUUACGAGCUUACCGAACUUCUGGUGUUUCCUCUUCUUCAGCAUGAUUUUUCUAGCGGAACUAAGUGCAAUUAUUAUUCAAAUGAUGUCUGUGCUGACGGCUUUAUUUGAUGAGUAUGAGCAAUUAAGAACAAAGAAAUCACGCAUUACAAUCGCUUUGACACUGCUGAUGUUGACUGUGUCAAUUUAUUUUUGCACCAAGAAAGGCUUUGAACAUCUGGACCUGUUACCUAAUAUUGUCAUACUCUCACAUUUGAUGAUCUCUUUCGUGCUCUUAUUGAUGACCACAUGGAUUUAUGGACGCGAACGGUUUCAGUGUGAUUUACAAUUUAUGUUGGGAAAAACGAUUUCGAGUUUUAAGAUAUUUCUAAUACGCUUUCUAACGCCCGCGUUUUUUGUAUUGAGCAUUAUUCAAACGCUUUAUUUUUUGGAGCGUGACAACUCACCAACUGCACUAGUUAUCGUCAGUCAAUGUGUGAUAUAUGCCAUAGCACCUGCCUAUAUGAUUUAUAAAAUUUGCCAAACCAAUGGCACAUUGCGUAAUAGACUGAAACAAUGCUUUGCACCGCACGACUGGCAUCCCGUCGAUGCUGAUAAUCGCCGCUUCUACGAGGAGAUUAUGGGCGUCUCGGAAAUGCUAGUAAUGGAAGGCGGUGAAGAGAACUGCGCUGUGAAUGCUUAAAACUAUAAAUAUUACAAGCAAACAUGCAUACAUACAAACACACUUAUUUAUAGCAUACGAACAAAUAAAUUUAAUAGUCAGAUGAAACGAAAGAUGUUUAGAACAUUUCGUGAGUUUACAUUUUUAAGCUGGUAAAAUUUAUAAACUAAGUUAGUUAAAGCGUCUUCUAUGAGUCUUAAAAUCUUAAAUGAGUUUAGUAAAUAAAACAAUUUCCAUAAUUAAUUUCUACUUUUAAUUUUCAAAAGAUUUUCUUUUAAAUGAACGCAUUUAUGGAAUCAGUAAAACGGGAUUUUCAUUGUUUACAGUUAACUUAACAAAUAAUACGAGAACAACUAUUUUAAUUAAUAAAAUAUUAUAUAUCUAAAAAUUUAUAAAAUGAUCAUAUGAAGCCAUAAAAAAUCUUAAAGCUCUUUUAUACUGACUGAACAUUAAGUAAUAUUAUAUAAUAUCAAGUUUGAGCGUAUGAUUCGCCUAUAAAAAUGAUACAAAGUUAUGCUGUAACUUGAUUGAUUAAGACAGUAGGAAAUUACGCAUGUAUGUAUGUAUGUAUGUAUGUAUGUAUGUAUGUCUAGUGGUCUACAUGUAAGCGCUUUUAUAUGUUAAACAUUUUAUGAAAAUCCAAAUCUAUAUAUACGUACAUAUGUAUGUAUGUAUGUUAAUAAUAAGUAUGUAGGAGAAUAAAUAUUAUCGGAAUGCUUGUAGUUUUUUAAGCUGCCUUUUUUAUAAGAGAUUAUAUGUCAAUUUAUAUACACACGAACUAAUUAUAUUAUACCGAAGUGAUAUAACAAUUAAGAAUACUCGAUGUUCAUACCAAUGCAAGAAUGCAAGUUUAUGUCUAGAAUAUACAUAUUUACUUGUAUGUAUGUAAUUACAUACAUGCCCAAAAUGUAUACGUAAGUUCAGAUAUCAUGGAACUACUACAGUUAUGUACAAUAUUUGAUUACGAUAUGUAGACAUUUUGAAAGUCGUAAAGGCUGAAAUAGAUUUGAAAUGCGCAAAAAAAACAUUGAAA
Bactrocera oleae (olive fruit fly) is the source of this 6365-nucleotide messenger RNA. RefSeq names its product sodium- and chloride-dependent glycine transporter 1. Gene Ontology annotation, biological process: sodium ion transmembrane transport. Lineage: Eukaryota; Metazoa; Arthropoda; Insecta; Diptera; Tephritidae. The record is from RefSeq and is a predicted model, not a curated record. Gene Ontology annotation, cellular component: plasma membrane. Gene Ontology annotation, molecular function: L-amino acid transmembrane transporter activity.